ACUAAUUUCCAAAAGGCAAGUUUUGGUGGGAUUAAUCGAGCUGGGCUGGAAGCAGUUCAUUCUGAGGCAUAUAAGGUUCUUGGUGGGAUUAAUCGAGGUGGGCUGGAAGAUGAACAAGAAAAUUAAUGAGAAGAACACUCGGGAGCUAAAGCUUAUAGACCAUCUUAGCGAGAUAAUUAAAGUCGAAACACAACAAGGUGAUACUGAGACUAAUUUCCAAAAGGCAAGUUUUGGUGGGAUUAAUCGAGCUGGGCUGGAAGCAGUUCAUUCUGAGGCAUAUAAGGUUCUUGGUGGGAUUAAUCGAGGUGGGCUGGAAGAUGAACAAGAGGUUAUCACAGAGGCUGACAAUGUCAGCAGGCAACAAGAUGGGAGACAUUCUAAGAAAGAGUCUGAGAAGAAGAUAUCACCUUUAUCAACAUUGGAAUCUUCAUUUGAAGCUCUAAACGUGAAGAAAUUUGAUGUUGCAAUUGCUGUGGAUCCUCUUUAUCAUCAGACAUCUGCACAAUUUGGUGAAGGAGGAGCGAAGAGUUUCCUAUUGAAUAAUCUUGGAGUAUGUGGAGGAUGCCAGCUGCUUUUUGAUUCAUUUGAAGUGCCAGGGAAAUACAAACCAUGUUCACAGCAAAAUGAUAUUUUAGAUAUGAUCGAUAUCGCAUUUGCCAAAGAAUCUCUUGCACAGUUGGUGAUGAACAUACUGGCAAAGGAUGAAAUUUGUCCAACUCUUAGGGACAUAAUCUGUCAUUUUGAUGAAGACGAUCAAAGAUCAUCGGAAGCAUUUAGUGUAGAACAGAAGUUUGAUGUGACAGUUGAGAUAUGCAACACUAAUGAAGUUGAGUUGGAGAAUAGUUCAUUUGGGAACUAUGAAGCAGGGACCUUUAGCCACGAUGAUGAGGCGAGCAUUUUCAAUGGGAGCUUUACUUGUGAUUCUACACUUCCAAGGCAUAAGGAGGAGAAUGAAAUCUGUACAUCAUCCGAACCUGAUAUAGAUCAAAGCUUUGAGAAUGUUACCAUGUUUUUGUUUCAAGGGUUGGGAAUUAACUCAAAGCAAAAUAGGUGGGCAGGUCCUGAUGACUGGAAAUUUCAUAAGCAAGGUCCAGAGUAUGUCUGUGCAGCAGAAAGCGAUCAGCAUUUGCAACUAAGAGAACGAAGAGCAAAAGUCAAGCAGAUAUGGAUAUUGAUUUCAUGAUAUCAUUGGAUAGUCAAAGGGUUGAUAGCUUUGCUCAUUCCAAAAGUCUAAAAUCCUUACUACUACCUGCAAACCGAGCACCACGUAGCAACACAUUUCCAGAAGAUUGCCAUUAUCAACCUGAGAAUCUUGUGAAAUUGUUUCUUCUUUCUGAUAUUCCGUGCCUUGGAAAGAAAAGAAGGGAACUAUCAGAUAAUAAAUCAUGGCAACAAAAAAAUGAUUUUGCUGAAGCAUCGUUGUCAUGGGGCAAUGAGAGUGGUCUUAGUGGCCAAUAUGAUGAUGAAUAUUUUCAGGGUGUGGAAGGUGCUGAUGACCUUGUUUCUCAGCCAGGCCAGGUGAGAAAAAUUGAAGUACAAUAUGAUGAAACUUCUAAACAAGUUGACGUACAGGCACUGAAAGAAACGCUCUGGGAUCAUAUUCAAGAAUCUACUGAAGUUCCUGAAAAGUUUGCAACACUUAGUAUCUUUCAAACAUGUCUUGGCCACAUUUCCUGUUGGUUGUCGAGCUUCAGCUGUUGAAGAUAUCUCACCGCAUUUGUGCUUCAUCUGCCUUUUGCAUUUAGCCAAUGAGCAUGGAUUAAGCAUCCAAGAUUUUCCCAGCUUGGAUGAUCUCAGUAUGCAUCUUCCUCCUCUAUGCCAUAAUAUGGACAAAGUGGCGCAGUUUUCUUAGUUAAAGAUAUUCUGUAAGUCUCAAAAUGUAUGUUAGAAUAUACCAUUUCUCUUUUUGUGAAUCAUUUGGGCCAAUCUUCCAUUUCUAUUUUCCGGAGUGUUUGGGCCAAGCAAUACCAUGAAAGUGUUGGGUAAUAUAUAUGCAUGAUACACGCAUACCCAUUUUUCUUUCUUUCUUUUUCCUGGUGGUGGGGGCUGUGUUUCCACUUUCCACUAUAUUGUAUAUAUAACGAUCUUGCUGCUUCCUUGCAUUUGCUAUCAUUUGAAAUAGAUAUUUCAAAGUGAUAUCUGAGAUCUUCAUAUAAAUUUUCAUGAUUAGGAAUUGUU
Molecule: messenger RNA, 2178 nt
Organism: Jatropha curcas
Lineage: Eukaryota; Viridiplantae; Streptophyta; Magnoliopsida; Malpighiales; Euphorbiaceae
Source: RefSeq, a predicted model, not a curated record